Morus notabilis is the source of this 2027-nucleotide messenger RNA. RefSeq names its product mucin-5AC. The record is from RefSeq and is a predicted model, not a curated record. The transcript has a single exon. Bases 37 to 1761 code for a protein of 574 amino acids. NCBI's taxonomy places the organism in Eukaryota, Viridiplantae, Streptophyta, Magnoliopsida, Rosales, Moraceae.
AUUUGAUUAGAACCCUUCAAAAAUAAACCAUAACCCAUGGCAGAAAAAAGAAAACCAUUCCGCUUUCGUCUCCCUUGGUCGAGCCCUCAACGCACCACACCCCAACCACAACGCCCUCGUCCGACAAGCAAAACCACCCGACCACCAUCACAGCCAACCACAGCGGUUCCCAUUCAACGACGUGCAAAAGUCGAGCCACAGUCAUCCCCCCCAUCAUCAUCUAGUGCAGCCGCCGAAGCCACAAAAACAUCACCUUUGGCUACGGAUGCUAAACAACCACAGUCAUCUCCUGCGGCAACCGAAUCUCCAAAGAUCACUUCCCCAUCAACUUCAUCAUCCGGUGCAACUACUAAACCACCAUCACCAUCUUCUGCAGCCGACGAUGCCCGGAAAGAUACUUCCCAUUCAACUUCUUCACCAUCCCGCACAACAGUUGAAUCCCCAAAAGCCAAUUCACAAACAUCUUCUUCACCAUCUGCUACAACUGCAAAACAAGCAUCACCAUCUUCUGCAGCCGCCGAGCCCCGGAAGGACACUUCACAAUCAGAUUCUUCACCAUCUAGUGCAACUGCCAUACCACCAUCACCACCUCGUGCAGCCACCGAGUCCCCGAAAGCUACUUCCAGGCCAUCACCGUCUCAUGCGGCAGCUGAAUCCCGAGUCGAUUUCCAGACUGUUUCGCCAUCUCAGAAGAGGGAUCAAAGCAAAGAAACCUUUGCAGCAUCUUCACCUUCAAAAGGAGACUCUUCCCCAUCUCGGGCGGCUUCUCAGGAAACUACUUCAGAAGUUUCUUCUCCAUCUCGGAAGGCUAAUCAAGAGGAACUAGCGCCAACAAAUGGUGUUGUCACUGAUCUGUCACAAAAGAAAUGGACGUCUCAAACUCCAUUGCAAGAGCCUGAACCAAUAAUGGAAAUUACAUCCGAGACAUCGGAGAAACCCGACUCUCGAGAUGAUGAAAAGGCAAGGGACGACAGCACAAAAGCUUCAAGCCCCGCAAAAGCCACGCCAGCUUCCGGAGAAGCUACAGAUGAACCUGUGAGUUCAAUUGCCGGAGAUCAAAAGCCUCGUUUAGAAUUUGAGAGAGAACCAAAGGAACCAAUUCAGGAAAUUCCCAAAGAAGAAAAAACGGCAAAAGCAACUGAUAAAGAAGAACCAACGCAGAAGACCGUCAUUGAAGCCUCAGGUACAAGAAAGGGCACCAAAGAAACGCACAACAUUGCGCGUAAAGCGCCAAGAAAGAAGCGAAAGCAAGAGACUUCGGAGAGAAAGGAAACAAUAACCAGCACCAGCUCUAUUGGGAAGCAAAUCAAAACUGUCAUUCCAUCACAACCAACAGAAGAAGCUCCACAACAACGAGAGAUCAAAAAAGAUAUUUUUAAGCUCGUUCGUACGUUGACUAUCAGACCCCGGUUCGAUGAAAAACCGGUCACUGUCGUUACCUUAACCGGUCAUAACAGAGGAGCUCUGAUGCAGUUGACCUCGGAAGCUGCAGAAAAGGAAGGCUCAAUCCACAUUCACCGUGGUUACCAGACUGACCCGGAUGAGAGCCAUGAAACCACCACUGAUGGAGAAGCAAGCAACAAUGGGAAGGAAUUCAAUGACCGGAUAGCCUCGGGGCCAAUACCUUGUCUUAACGGCAACGCGCAAAGCGUCAACAACUCCAUUGUCUUUGAAGCUUCGGUAACAGAACGAAGUCCCGGUGUUCAUCUGUCGUUUUCUCGGAACACGUCCUCAGAAGCCAUGAUCAACUCAAGCUCGUAAGGCUAAGCUUAUCCCAACUGCUUCUGAAAGGCUUACUCAGCAACCCAACGUUCGACAGUGAUGCCGCAGAGGGCUUUUCAUGGAACCAAGUGACUCCAACCCAGAUAAAUUCGGACAAGCCCCGUCGCCAUAGUUAUCGCUACAGCUGUGGGGAUCGAAACAAAGAUAAAGGAAAUAUGUAAUUCAAUAAACUGUGUAUAUAUAGCCUGGCCUUUGACAAUAAGGAGAAGAAUGAUACGAGUGUAUCUAUAAUCGCAUCCCUCUCA